Molecule: messenger RNA, 3721 nt
Organism: Cataglyphis hispanica
Lineage: Eukaryota; Metazoa; Arthropoda; Insecta; Hymenoptera; Formicidae
Gene: Tpcn1
Product: two pore calcium channel protein 1-like
Exons: 11
Coding region: 256-2757 (833 amino acids)
Biological process (GO): monoatomic ion transport; transmembrane transport
Cellular component (GO): lysosomal membrane; endosome membrane
Molecular function (GO): voltage-gated channel activity; monoatomic ion channel activity
Source: RefSeq, a predicted model, not a curated record
UAAUAGCGGCAGGAACAUGAAGUAUCUAUUAUAUCUAUAUCAUAUAUUCGCACACACGGUUACAUACAUUCCGAGCGCGUCGCGUCAUCCAGUAUCCAGUCGGAGCCUGUCGUCGUUCCGCAGUGGAGUCGACGAAGUUUGCCGGCUCGUUGAAUCUGUCAAGGUCGACCAGAUCUGUCAACCGUAACGCGCUGACAGGAAGUACGGUGCAGUUAGUGCAGUGCGCGUCAGCUGUGCGACGCGACGCGCGCUCCAAUGUCUUCGUCGCGGUCCGGAGAAUCCGCCGCCGAUUAUCAGCGAUUUAACAAUGAGACGGGUCUGCCGCUCGAUCAAGAGAUCUCCAAUGGUUCCAAUCGACAAUAUGGCUCUAUGUUGUCUUCCCCUUCUUCGGAAAGUCAUGUGAAGUUUUCAUUCGACAAUGGUAAUACUGCUAAUCAACUAGAUUGUAAAUACGAAGCAGGUGAGACAGGGACUGGAAGCAUGACUGAGAAUAUAGUGUUUACUCCAUGUAACGCAACUCUUGAUAUGGACAUGCAUUGGGAAAUGAAUUAUCAUGAAGCUGCAAUAUUUUUAGAGGAAGGUAGAAAUAAUGAGAAAUUUGAUUCUCAUCCAAAACAUCCUGAAGAUUUACCAGCAUAUCUCUUAGUCCAUAACAGUUGUUACAAUGGAUUGGAUUUGAUGACUUCAUUAAUCCUGCUGUCUCUUGCAAUUGUAGAAGAACCGGCUCUUCCACUAUUCAAAGUACCAGUGUGGGUACAUGGUUCAGUAGAAUUACUUGCUUUAAUUACUAUUGGUGUGGAAUUAGCUUUAAAGCUGAGAUGGACUGGAUGGGCUCCUAUGUUAAAACAUAAACGUACAAUAUUGAAAUUUAUCACAUUAGUUAUUAUGUUUCUCGAAGCUAUGACAAUCCUGGUACGGCAAUCCUCGCAUUUCCGCGUAACGCGUGCCCUGAGACCUAUCUUUUUAAUAGAUACAAAAUAUUGCGGAGGAGUAAGGCGAUUUAUAAGACAGAUACUUCUCACAUUACCACCCAUCUUAGAUAUGUUGGGCCUUCUUUUUUUCUUGAUUAUUGUAUAUACAGUAUUAGGUUAUUAUAUGUUCAGUGAAAUGAACAGGAAUUUUUCCACGUUGCAAGAUAGCUUCGUCAGUCUGUUUGUCCUUCUUACCACUGCUAACUUUCCGGAUGUAAUGAUGCCGUCUUAUUCGCAAAAUAAGUGGUACGCGAUAUACUUUGUAUCGUAUUUAUGUACCAUGCUGUAUGUAAUGAUGAAUUUAAUGUUGGCGGUGGUAAACGAAACAUUCACGUCUCGCGAACGUGACAAGUUUAAGAAACUGUUCCUGCAUAAGAGGAAAGCAUGUCAACACGCUUUUAAGUUACUAGUUUCUAAACAGGAUCCUGACAAAAUGCGAUUCCGUCAGUUCGAAGGUUUAAUGCGAUAUUAUGCUCCAAACAAAUCCCUACGAGACAUUGUUUUAAUGUUUUGUCAUAUGAAUGCAUCGGGAAGCGGCGCUUUAAAUUGCGAGGAAUUCUUGUCGAUUUACGACGCCGCGACACUUCAAUGGGACUUACAAUACUCUAACAUACCAUGGUAUCGAGCCACGACAUGGUGGCCUCUGCAAAUGCUGUGCACAGGCGCCCACACUAUUAUCAAAUGGCCAUACUUCGAAAUGUUGGUGUGUGUUAUCAUUACUGGUAAUUGUAUCGCAAUGAUAAUAAGAAUCAUAGAACCGAGUAGUAGUCUUGUAGAAUCGGCUCAUGGAUUCGCUGCGUGUUGGGAUACUCUAUUGUUUGGGGGACUUUUUGUGGCUGAAGCAUUAGCAAAGGUAUUAGCUCUUGGUAUUAGAUGUUACCUGAGCUCAGGAUGGAAUCUUUUUGACUUGGGAACAUCGAUAAUGACUCUUGUCGCUGCAUGCGCUCUCAUUUUAUUUCCCUCGGCUACAUUCCUGGUUAUGUUCCGGCCACUCAGAACAUUGAGAUUGUUCAAGAUAAAGAAGCGCUAUCGAGAUGUUUUCGGUACUCUUGUGAUUCUAUCUCCCCAGAUGUGUUCGACGGCGAUUGUUAUGUUGGUCUUGUACUACUUUUUCGCGAUUAUCGGGAUGGAACUAUUCGCCGGAUACGAUAUGCGGAAUUGCUGCAAGAAUACAACCGUCGAGGAUUUUUAUGAAUAUUCUGUCAAUGGUAGCACAGCACUGGGAUACUAUUAUCUUAAUACUUUCGACAAUCUCCUAGCGAGUGGUAUGACGCUCUUCGAAUUGACAGUUGUUAAUAAUUGGUUUAUACAAAUGAAUGCAUAUGCAUUUACCGCGGGCAUGUACACAAGGAUAUAUUUUAUGAUAUUUUAUUUGGUAACAAUGAUCGUAUUGACUAUCGUAGUAUCCAGUUUCUUGGAAGCUUUUCGAUUUAGGAUACAAUAUAAAAAAUCGACUUCAAAACACGACGAAGAAAAAAUGCUCCAUGAGGAAGUGGAAUUAAAGUGGAACGAAUUACAAUGCAUAAUUGAAGAUUUUCAAAUUCUGGAAAAUCUGCGCAACUCUUUGGUCGUUGGAGGAAGCACUCUGUUCAUUGGUUCACGACCGCGAACGCGAGAAGUUUUACAAAGAAAAAUGUAUACUCAUGAGAUAAAUGAGUGGAUAGCCGAAGUAAAGUCGGAAGAAAAGCAACUGGUACCUAAUGUAGCGCAUAAUAUAGAGGACCCAAAUAGUGAUAGUAUUUCCGAUACAGAUCAUCUUGUAACAAACGGCAAUUUGCGUCAAUAAAACAAUAGUUAUUAUCUAAUAAAGAUAAAGAUAGCGGCGUGACUUAUAGACUGUAUUCUGAAAAUUAAUUUAUAUUUUUUGCUUACAGUAGUGUAAAUACAUUUACUAUAAUAUACUAUAUAAAAUUCACUCACUUAAACAUUAAUUUAACAUUAACGUAAAUAUUUUUUUGACAGUAAAAAAAGAUAAUGUAUUAUAUGCCGGAUCAAAAAUCUUUUUUUAAUUAUCUUUUAUUUAUUUUUUUUAAUGAUAGAAUUCUAAAAGAGGUACGAUUAUUAUCAAGUUUUAAUAUAAAUAAAUAUGACUUUUAUAUAUAUUUUGAUACUACAAACUAGUCGCGAACAUUACAAAAUGAUUUUGUUCUAUUUAAGAAACAAUUAUUAUGAUGUGCCUCAACUUUAUUGAUGCGCCAUUUCACAGUACGAAUGUAUGAUAAUUUAUGAUGAUUUAUGAUAAUUACCCAUUGAUACUGAUCAUUAAAUAUAUAGAUGAGAUAUGCCGCAAAACACAAUACUCAUACAUUAGAUUAAAAUUCUGAUAUUUUAAUGUACAAAAUAAGCAAUGUUAUUUUUGUUGCUUUUUAUAAAAGCUUUAUUCGCAAUGUUAAUUAUUGCAAUUUUAAUAUAAUUAAAAUAUAUAUUCAGAGUUGGCUCGAAAAGAUAACGGGAUUUGGAGCAGGAUGAUAUUUAUACUUCUAUUUAUUAUUUUUUUUAUAAAGUUGAACGAAAUUUCUAUUUCUCAAAGUCAAAAUAUAAACGAAGGAAACAUUUUUUUUCCUCUGGUUCUUGUAUAUCACGUGAUUCAAUGACAGUAAUUUACAAGUUAUAUAUAGACAUAUCUGAUAUUGUUACAUAUUAUACUAGCGCGAAAGAGACUUUUAUCUUCCCAUCUAUGAUAUAACAAUUUGUAUUUAUUUAAUAGAUCGAUGCUUUAUUAUCUAAUAAUAAUAAAAUUAUAUAAAAUU